This is a messenger RNA of Aspergillus saccharolyticus JOP 1030-1, 2087 nucleotides long. Its product is annotated as FAD-binding oxidoreductase. The coding region runs from base 433 to 1830 and encodes 465 amino acids. Gene Ontology annotation, molecular function: FAD binding. The record is from RefSeq and is a predicted model, not a curated record. Lineage: Eukaryota; Fungi; Ascomycota; Eurotiomycetes; Eurotiales; Aspergillaceae. The transcript is spliced from 2 exons.
GGCGAGUCGGAGAGUGCAACUGUGGAGUCGCCUGUGGGUCGAUGCAGUACUAUAGUACGAUGCCAUUUGGGGGCUGAAUGUUUUGCUUUGGCUGUUGAAUUGUCAAGUCACUCUGCUUUGUGUUCUGCUUGACCCCACCAGGGGAACCAGGGGUUUCUGACAAUGAAUGGUCGGGAAACAAAGAACUGAUGGUGGAUUGUAACACACACACUCUCUCUCUCUGGAAGUGACGGUUGUUCCCCCGCUAUUAUGUUCGGGACCUUAUAAUAAAUAGCUUGGAUCUCCUCUUGCUCUCCAUCCCCAUCCCCUCAGAUUCCUGUCUUCUACUAACUACCUUAUUCUUCACUACACCACCACCAGUGCACACCAUCCUCAGCACCAUCAUCAUCACUAGCGUCAUCACCAUCAGACACACAACUAAACACCCCCACAAUGACGGAUUCACAGCUCACCAUACUAGAAACAUGGCUCUCCUCCCACCCCGCCGUUCAAUACACCCCGCGCACCUCCCCAUCCUUCGCCGACGAAAUCGCCGUCUGGAACGCCGGCCGCAGCAAAAGCCACAUCCCGCUCGCCGCCGUCAAACCGCGCACCUUCGCCGACGUCGGCGCCCUCAUCCACAUCUGCCGCACCUACAAUAUUCCCUUCACCUUUCGCGCAGGGGGCCACAACAUCGAAGGCAAGGCCCUCCACCACGACGCCCUCCUCAUUGACCUCCGCGGCUUCGACUCCGUGCGCAUCGCCCCCGAUCGCAAGUCCGCCACCGUUGGCGGCGGCAUCCUGCAGGGGAAACUGGGUGAGACGCUGUGGAAGGAAGGUCUGUUCACCCCCACCGGAUCCAUUGCCGACGUGGGAUACGUGGGCUGGAGUACGUAUGGCGGAUACGGACUGUUUACGCCGCACUGGGGACUAGGAGUGGAUCAGAUCCUGGGGGCCAAAGUGGUCAAGGCGGAUGGGAUGUGUGUGGACACCGACAAGGAGGAGGGACUGUUGCAGGGGAUCAAGGGGGCUGGGGGGGCUUUCGGGGCGAUUGUGGAGGUGAGAGUUCGCGUGUAUGAGAUGAAGAAGCUUCUCUCCGGCGUAAUCAUGUUCGAAUCGUCCAACAUCCGCAAGACCUUUGUCGAAUUCAACGCCGCAUUCCACAGCCUCCAGAGCGAGGGCCUCCCCGACGAGCUCGCGGUGCAGCAGUUCGCAAUCAACGCGCCCCCCGGCCGACUCUUCGGGACGAUUUUUGUGUGGAGCGGCGAGGAUCUGGACGAGGGCCGUCGCUGGGCCGACCGGAUCGCGCAUCUGGGCAUCCCCAUAAUGAACACGGUCGCGCCCACCAGCAUCCCCGACUGGUACCGCGGCAACGGGGCGAUGGUGCCCACCAGCGUGUACGGGUCCAGCCGCACCGCUAACGUGCGUCGUCUCACCCCCGAGCUGGCGGAGGUGAUCGGUCAGAGUCUGGAGCGCAUGCCCGCCGACCCGGCCACCAUGCUCUCCAUCCACGAGCUGCGCGGGCCGUCCGCCACCUCCAAGAGGGACUCGGUCUUUGCUGCGCGAGAGCCGCAUUUCAUGUUGGAGAUUCUGGGGUGCGUGGUCGCCGAGGGGAAGAAGGAGGCGGCCGAGCAGUGGGCCUCGGAGACGUUGGCGCAGGUGCACGGCACGGAGGCGCAGAACCUGCUCCCGGGCGCUUAUGUCUCGUUGCACUAUGAGGGGGAUCAGAAGAUGUGUGCGGAGGACCGGCUGCAGAAGCUGUUUGGCGAAUUCGCAGAUGCUGUCGGGGGGCUGAAGGAAAAGUACGAUCCGAGCAAUGUGUUUGCUUUGGCGGUUCCGAAGCUGAAGUGAUAUGACGUUCCGAUAGUCUCUUUGCAUUGAUUGUCAGAUUGUACCAUCACAGCCGGUAUGGCGCUUUAGCAGAGUCGUAUUUCAAUCCGCUAGUAGUACUGAGUCGCCACAUGAUAACAGGCAGUGGUACAUUUUGCAGGGAGGAGGCGGGGGCUUCUCUUAUUCAAUCUCUUACCGUCGAUUGCAAGAUCUAUGCUGUCGCAUGCAACACUCCUAUGGAUGUACAAUAUAUCAUACCAUUCCCUAUUCUAAAAAAU